AUGAUACCACCAUGCGUUGCGAUCGAUUUUGGGACUUUUUCGACAAAAAUAGCGAUAAUGGAUGAAUCAGUCCCGAUUUUACAACAACACCCUGUCGGUUUGUUGAUUUAUAGCUCAAAAAACUGAAGAAAUGAAAUUAUAUGAAUGUUUUUUAUAACAACUAUGUGUAAUUCAGAUGGACUAUAUACAAUAUCCCUCGUUGCGUUCGAAGAAUAUAGCUUAAGGGUUGGAUUGCAAGCAAAGAACAGUCAGGCAGAUGUUAUAAAAGGUAGUUUUCGUAUUCAGAAAUGUCAAAAAACAAAUCUCUUGAUGAAAAAAAAAAUGGGUCGCGGAAUAACUACCGACCUAUCAGCGCUCCAAGGCCUCUCCUUAAGGAGAAAUUAAAUUUUUUUCAAGUUUCUCGGACCUCGGCAGGUGCGUAAGGCCGGGUUAAGCUUCAAAUAAAAGUUUUUUAAUUUCAUUGAAUUUUUUUUUCACUGUUAAUUUCAUUCUACAUGUUGAUUUUUUUCAUCUCGGUUGAUAUUUAAAUGAAAAAAAUCUUUGUCCUUUUAAGGAAAAAAAGAUUUUUUUUAAAAUAGUUAUGCGCAGACUUGUUCUACGCCAUUUAGGUUUAGGCUGGGUUGGAAAAAAAGGGCGUUUCGUUACUUUUUCUCUUAAUCGAAUAUGUUGUAAAACACAAUUUUUAGGAUUUUUUAAACACAAAACCGAAUAUCCUCAUUCGGCUAGUUUUCGAGAUACGGUGGCUCAAAGGAUUACGGUAAAAAUCUUCGAAAAUCUAUAUCUCGUCAAAAAAUCAACGAGUCAAAGUUCAUCAGAAGGUGCAAAAGAAUUUCAUUCAAAUUUUAAAAAUAACACCUCCUUUUUUGCUCACUAUUGCUCAUAUUAGAGAAUUUUUUUCAAAAAAAUCGAAACCAGUAUGUGACGUUGCGGUCGGGCGUUUUGUCUCGCUCCUAUCAAAACCACAAAAAAGUACUCUAUCUAUUAAGCCAAACAUGGAUUAGGCGAAUUUUCCAUCUAACAUGGAAGGUCAUUUUAGCGUAGGGUUCAGAAUUUUUUAUGAAUUUUCUCAAAUAAUCUUUGAUGGACUGGUAAUCGAUCCCACAUAGUCGCUAUCUGCGCAAACUUUUCGUUUUGGAGAUAUGAUUUUUCAAAGUUUUUAUCCUUAACCAUGUGACGACGUUUGGAAGGAAUCUGGCCGCACCACAAACGACUGCAUAGCAGCUAGGAGCGUAGUGCAGUGGCUAGCGUGUUAGCUUGCGGAGCCCCUGACGAAGGUUCGAAUCCUAUCGCCGCCAACUUCUUUUUGCGAUUGUUUUUUUCAAAGGUUACAAUGGAAUAUCGAAUUUUUAUGAGUAUAACCAUCCCAAAAAAUUUCGAUAAUCAUUUUUUUUCCUAAAAUCGCUUUAUUUUCAUGGAAAAAAAUUUUUGGAAAGUUUCUGAAGUGACAGACUUCACAACAUGCAAGAUUUUUUUUUAAUCAGUAGAAAGUAUUUCAGAAAAACCGGUAAACCUUCAUCAAAGGUCUUGGCAUGUCUUGAUUGCGAUCAAUAACAGAUUGAUGGCUUUUUCAAUAUGUUAAUAGUCAAUUUUAUCUUUAUUUUUUUCCAUAAACAUUUUUUUACAGAACAUGUAAAAACUUACCCGUCAUCCGAGUUUCAUUUCAAAAAAGUUUCCAAAUCGCAUUUCCAUCCUACUCCGGCAAAAUUUCGGAAAUCCAUAAAGUUUUUAUCAAGAAAAUUUUGGGAAAACUUCUCUGAUGAUGUGAAGUCUGCCACAACUUCAGAAAAUUUUCAAAAUUUAGUCCGGGGAAAAACAAAGUUAUUUUGGAUAGAAAAUAGCUAUCGAACUUAUUAGAACGGUUAUGCUUAUAAAUUUCAAUAUUCUCAUCAGAUUUCUUGAAAAAACAAUGGCAAAAAAAGUUGGCGGCAAAAGGAUUCGAACCUUCGCCAUAGGCUCCGCAGGCUGACGCGCUUACCACUGCACCACGCUCCUAGCUGCUAUGCAGUGGUUUGUGGUGCGGCCACAUUCCUUCCAAACGUCGUCACAUGGUUAAGGAUAGAAACUUUGAAAAACCAUAUCUCCAAAACGAAAAGUUUGCGCAGAUAGCGACUAUGAGGGAUAAAUUUCCAGUUCAUCAAAGAUUGUUUGAGCAAAUUUAGAAAAAAUUCUGAACCCUACGCUAAAAUGACCUCCCAUGUAAGUUGUUUCUAGAAUCGCUCAAAAACGUCCGAGCCGCGUCUGGUUUCUGUUACCAAAGUCGGGAAAUUCUCAGAUUAUAAAUUUGUGAAAAUUCCAGAUUUCAAAAAAAAGCUUGGAAAAACGGGAAGCUCUGGUGAUCAUUUUGGCUACGAUGUGACUUUAAAAAACAAACUCUCGCAUUUCCCCGUCGAGCUCAUCGUCUCAUUAUUUCUAGAUGAAGUCAUCAAUCUUGAAGAACAACUUUUCGAGGUUUUUAUCUCGCAGAUAAAAACUACUACUCAAUUGAAUUUCAGAGGGUCAUCGUCACCGUUCCGAUGUCAUUCGAUGCAAAACAGCGACAAGCGCUGAUGACUUCAUUGAAAAUUUCAGGCAUUGAGGUUGCAAGUUUGAAAUUUGUAAAAAUUUCCGGAAGAACAAAGCAUUUUAAGAUUUUCUGUUCAAAAGUUAGCAAAAAUAAUUUCAGGACGCCCAUCUGAUUGAAGAAUCGACGGCAGCGGUCAUCGAGUAUAUCAGAAGCCGCCCGACAAACUGCAGAAGACGUCACGUCGUCGUCGUUUCCUUUGGCGCGGGAUUUUUCGAAGCUGCUCUUAUCCGCGACGUCUCCAACAACUUGACGAUCAUGCAAACUGAUCAUCUGGAGUACGGUGGCGCGGACAUCACCGAAAAGCUUUUCGACAAGGUUCUACCGGAAUUCAAGAGCGGAUUGAAAAAAGAAAACUUGGAAGAGUGGGAGAAUCGCUUUAUUUGGAACCUUUGCGACGAGGGAAAAUCUUUGUUGUCGCUAGAAGAAAGAGCUUUGCUGAGAUAUGAACUGAUCGGAAUGGAGGUCGAACCGGUGGAGGUAAAAGUGAGCAGAGAAGAGCUGAAUAGACUCAUCGAAGAGGACGUCGAAGCACUCAUGAAAAAAAUCAGAGGUCUUCUUAACAAGCCGAUCUCCGACGAUCCUCGAGGCAGAAGACUUCAACCAGAUGACGUCAACGAACUGAUCCUCGUCGGCGGUUCUUCUAAGGUCCACUUGUUCCGAGAACAAGUCAGAGGUUAACACAUUCACUUAAUUAGAAUCUUUUUUCCUUCUCAAGACUUUUUCAAAAUGGCUGAGGUUACUACUAUUGAUGAGGUCGAAGCGGCGGUAUUCGGAGCUGCCGUUUUUUGCAAAAUCGAAGGCAAGACUUUGAAUGAUGGAGGGGUUUUAACAAUUCUGAAUGACACCGGGAAAAUCAAAGAAGAAGACGCACCGAUUUCGAUGACAAAGGUUAGCGAUUUCCGUCGAGGAUUCCAUGUUUUUCCCGAAUUUUUCAGGACUUUGUGGAAGCUGUGGAAUUGAAAGGAAUGUUGAAGUGGGAACAAAAACAAGAAUACCGAAUAUAUCUGAUGAAUGACGAAAAAGAAAGAUCGUACGGUCGUGAAUGGACUUCCAAGCGGGAGCGGCCAGAAAGACAGCAAAAUUUCGAGAAAUUUAUGGCUUCAGAAAAAAUGCAUAAAACAAAAUUUCCGCUUGAGCAGAUUAGAAUAAGCUUAGAAGAGGAGGAAUUUCGUAGGAUGGAGGCACUUUCUUUGAGAGGAAAAAAAUAUUCAGAAGAACUUGAAAAAAGAAAAAUUUUCCUCCAGGAAGAGGAGAGAAAAGAAAAAUUAUUGAAGAAGCUGAAAGAAGAAGAAGAAAAAUCCAAAAAAUGAUUAGAGCGAAUCUACAACGAGUUAAUUUCAAACAAAUUUUAUGGAAAGAUAAUUUUUCAAUUUUUUUUUUGAAAUCUAAAGCAAGGAACGGAUGAAAAUUUUUGAAACAGUUUCACCUAUCUACCUGUAAAAAUAUCAUUAUUCUUUUUGUUGUUGUAAGAUGAUUUUAUAUGGAUGAUUUAUUUUAUACAUGUUUAAAAAUAUUAUUGUGCUCAAAAGAUCAGGAAAUGUAUUUACUUUUUUAAUAAACUUUUUCGAUGAGCCAUGUUUUUUCUUUUCGCUCUGGUUCAGUUUACCAAAAAAAUUCUUUUUUUCUGGUAUUAUUAAUUUUGUAUUUUUUUAUUUACUUUUUUUGAACUUAAUAACUUUGAAUUAAGGCGAUAAGUCUUUCGAGAUAUCCAACAAAAAAAUUGGCAUAAAAAGGUAAUAACAGAGCUUCACGUCCGCCACAACCAUUAUUGACUAGUGAGUUUGAUAUUUGAAGGAAAAGAGCAGGAAAAACCGAUAUUUUCCACAAAAACCGAUAUUCUCUACAAAAAAAUGUCAUCGUGACGAGUACUUCAUUGAUAAUUUUUCAAAUAAUGAACUUUCUCCAAUAUUCCAAUAUUAUGAUUGAACCAAAGAUGAGAAGAUACAAUUUCUUAGUUGUUUCUUCAUAAUUCCUAUUUAAAUGUUUCAGCCCGCAUCUUCACGUUAAUUUUCAGAAGAACCACGAAAAAGACUCAAUUUUCUCGACAAAAAUGUCAACUAACCUAUUCGAAAUGAAUGAGAGCGGAAUUGGAGUCUACAUUGAUGGCGACGGAAAAGUCACAGCGGGAGCGCAAGUUGACGGAGAAUCAGUAAUAGUCAUUUCAGGUUUUCAAUCUCUAAAAUGAUUGAAAAAUGAAGCGAAACCUCUUUUGAAGAUUCAAAGUGGAGCGAAUCAGCAGCCAAAAAGACGGGAAAAGGACUCGAUAUUCUUCAUGACGCUUCAUCGUUUGGUAAUUAAUUAAUUAAUUGAAUAAAAAGUCAAGGCCUUGGCCUUAAGGCGAUUUUUGUGAAAGAGGUAUCGUUUUCUGAAAAAAAAUGAAUGAAACGGUUACUUUGGCGCCCCACUGCAUACGGAGUGUCGUUCAUGGAAGUUUUUUUCCAUAUUAUUUUUUUGUUUUUUUGUUUAUUUUUUUAUCUUUCUCUCAGGAUAAUGAGGACCUUUUUAAAAGCUUCUUAGUCGAAAUCAGAUCAAAAGCUCAUUUUCAGGUUUCUUUGACGCUAUUGAGUCAAAUGAGAAGGUCGAAGUCGAAAUUGCUGGGAUAAAUUACGAGGAACAUCCGAGAAAAAUCGCCUUGGCUCUCGCAUUCAAGCAAAUCGCGUUAAUUGCUCAAAUUUCUACCUUCAAUCUUUACAAGGUCUUUUUUCAAGUUAAUUUUAACAUCAAGAAUUUUUCUUUUAGAAAAUCAGUCUUGCAAUCGAUAAGCAGUCUAAUAUCGCCAAUCAUUCUCUGGCAGAUGUUCUUUACAUUUCAGGCUUUGAAUCGGUUAGGGAGGUUUUUUUCCAAUUCAAAAUAUUUUUCCAGAAGCUCAUCUCCAAAAUCAACGCUCUCGGUCUUCUGUUUUUGAACGAGAAUCGUGACAUUCUUACUCGCAGAACUGUGGCCAUAUUCGACAAAACUGAUGCGAUUUUACUCCGUGAACAUCUUCAAAAAGUCCAAGUUCUCAAGGAAAUCUGUCACGUCGAUGCUCCAACAGCUGUCAAAAGUUGGAUUGGAAUAGAUCUCAAAUAAAAAGGACUUUUCUAGGUACUUCCCCAGAAGCUUUCUUCGAAGAGUUGAUGGGGGAGAAGUCGCCGACGAUUGUGAACCAAGUCGUCGUUCUGGACACGGCCAGGGCUCCAGAAUACUCGAAGGACGUCGAAAACUACUUCGGGAUCGACUCUGAAGUAGUCGCGUCGGAUUCUGCCUCAGUGGCCAAAGGCGCUUCUCAUUUUUCUGAGACGUCUUCUGGUGAACCUUUGGAGAGAAAAGAAUUGGAUGAAAUGAAGAAUGAGGUGAGAAAAGCGAAUUCCUCCUGCUCUGCGUCAAAAAAAAAAAAAACACGGCGUUUUUUCGUAGACGCUCCGCCCACUUUUUCUCCGUAAAAUGUCGUGUUUCGUGUGCAUGCACUGCGCCGCUUUGGCGCAGAAAAUUGCGUUUAUGUAUUGGAUUGUAUUGAAUUGUAUUGAAUUGUAUUGAAUUGUAUUGAAUUGUAUUGAAUUGUAUUGAAUUGAAUUGAUAUGUUAUGAAUUGAAUUGAAAAAAAUCUAGAGAAAUUUCGAUUCGUCUUAUAGACCGUGGCAAUCAUUGUGCGUUGAAAUAUAUUCAAUAUAUUCUAAAAGUUCAAGGAGGCCUGAAAACACUAUUUAACGCUUAGUUUUCAUCCAGUAAAUGCACAAAAAAAUCGGCUCUCACUGUUGCGCCACUAUUGCAAUGAGCCGCCCCCAUUGCAUGCAGCCACGCCCAAUGACCACAUCUGCCGCCUGUUUGGGAACACUGUGCCACUAACAAAAAAACGCCGUGAAAAGUUAUUUCUUAAUAAUUAGAAAACUACAUCUUUCAAAUAUGCUGUGUUUAUAGAUGUGAUUAUUUGGAAAAAAAGAAGGGUCCAGAAAGCCUUUACGAUUUUUUUGAAGUGCACAAUACGAACCACUAGAAUCGCGUUCAAAUUUUUUUUUUUGGAAGAUGAGGCUGUUGUUUUUUAUCUUUUUUUUUAAUCGCUUUUUUUAAGUCCAUUCAUUUUUCAGGCCUCCCAAAUCUUCAUUAAAAUUCUCUGUGCUGCUUUGGAAAAAGCUGAAAUAAAAUUCGUAAGUUUAUUAUCAUUCAUUUUUCCAUUGAGAAUAAUUAUUGCACUUUAUAGGGAUACAAGGAAACAGAAGAGCAACUUGUGGCCAAAUUUGUCAAGUAUUACAUGUCGCUGUGA
Molecule: messenger RNA, 6802 nt
Organism: Caenorhabditis auriculariae
Lineage: Eukaryota; Metazoa; Nematoda; Chromadorea; Rhabditida; Rhabditidae
Source: the annotation of a GenBank genome assembly